Molecule: messenger RNA, 2827 nt
Organism: Prunus avium (sweet cherry)
Lineage: Eukaryota; Viridiplantae; Streptophyta; Magnoliopsida; Rosales; Rosaceae
Gene: CVL1
Product: CVP2 like 1
Biological process (GO): phosphatidylinositol dephosphorylation
Molecular function (GO): phosphatidylinositol-4,5-bisphosphate 5-phosphatase activity; phosphatidylinositol-3,4,5-trisphosphate 5-phosphatase activity; inositol-polyphosphate 5-phosphatase activity
Source: RefSeq, a predicted model, not a curated record
CUGUCUCUGGGCACUUUAUACUGUUCAAAUUCGAUACUUUGCUGUUGUUACUAAGAACGAGGCCCUUUGGUUCAAAGAGAGAGAAAGAGAAAGCUUUGCUUCUCUCUCUCUCUCUUCAUGUCUGCCGCAUUGUCUUGUUCUACUUCAGAAUCUCAUCUCACUUCCACGCAUUAAAGCGUUGUCUCUCUUUCUCUCUCUUUCUCAUUCCAGUCGUUGUGCUUUCAUAUUCUUCUGCGCUUCUUUUGCUUCUCUGAGCCUCAACACUUAACCAUAGAGAGAGUGUGUGUGUAUACAUAGCACAACAAGACCAAAACAAGAAAACCCAUUUGUUGUUUGCUCUCCUUUCAAUAUUUGGAGCUUUUUUUUUUAAUUGUUUCUGAAAGUUUAAGGAGCUAUUGGGAAAACACAAUGAACUGAACUUGUUCAUAGUCUAGAGCUCCUCAGAGUGAAAACCCAGAAAUUGGGGAAGGGGAGAGUAUCUUUGGCUGAUACUGGUUAAAAAACCAGAAGCCCAAGAAUUGCAGAGAAUAAUACUGCAGAGCUGUAUGAAGUAAUAGUGAAACAAUGAGAGAUGAGAAUUCCAAGAAAAGCAAGCUCUCAUGGUCAAAGAAAAUGGUCAGAAAGUGGUUCAAUAUCAAGAGCAAAACUGAGGACUUUCAGGCAGAUGAUGUUGUUUCUGGAGGAGGUGAUCAGGUCGAAUACAGGACUAGCUUCUCAGAGAGGGAACCGUGCACAAUUAAGAAAAGCAAGACAGAGAAAUUUAGCAAGAACCCAGAGCAGGUCCGUCGACGAAAAAUGAAUCUUGACCAUCCUCGAAUCAUAGAUGUAGAAAACCAUAGCAUUUUCGUUGCUACAUGGAAUGUGGCUGGAAGAUCUCCACCAAGUAAUUUAAAACUAGAUGAGUGGCUUCAUGCCUCACCUCCUGCAGACAUUUAUGUUCUUGGAUUUCAAGAGAUAGUUCCCCUAAAUGCUGGUAAUGUUCUGGGAGCAGAAGACAAUGGCCCUGCCAAGAAAUGGCUGGCUCUCAUUCGAAAGACUUUAAACAAUCUUCCCGGUACCAGCGGUGGUAGUGGGUGCUAUACACCUUCUCCCAUCCCUCAUCCAAUUGUAGAACUACAUGCAGAUUUUGAAGGAUCAAGUAGGCAGAAGAGCUCUUCUUUCUUUCAACGCCGAUCAUUCCAGGCGACCCAAAGCUGGAGAACGGAGAAUGACCCUUCAAUCUCACAACCUCGACUUGAUCGAAGGUUCAGUGUUUGUGAUCGGGUGAUCUUUGGUCACAGGCCAAGUGACUAUGAUCCCAGUUUCAGAUGGGGUCAUAGGCCCAGUGACUAUUCAAGGCCAAGUGACUACUCAAGGCCAAGUGACUACUCAAGGCCGAGUGACUAUUCCAGGUGGGCUUCGUCUGAUGAUGAUAAUGGACCAGGUGAUUCACCAAGUACUGUUUUAUUCUCACCAAUGUCCUAUGGUGGAUCUGCAUCCAAUGAAAAUGGAUAUAGAAUGCCAGGAGGGCAUUCAAGGUACAACUUAGUUGCAAGCAAGCAAAUGGUUGGCAUCUUUCUUACAGUAUGGGUCAGGAGUGAACUGAGGGAUUAUGUUCAAAACAUGAAAGUAUCAUGUGUUGGAAGAGGAUUGAUGGGUUAUCUUGGGAAUAAGGGAUCCAUCUCAGUAAGCAUGUCUUUGCACGAUACAACCUUUUGCUUUGUUUGUACUCAUUUAACAUCGGGACAGAAGGAGGGUGAUGAACUAAGAAGGAAUUCAGAUGUCAUGGAAAUCCUUCGGAAGACCAGGUUUCCACGGGUUAAUGGCUCCCGCGCGCUGAAAUCCCCAGAAACAAUCCUGGAGCAUGAUCGAGUUAUAUGGCUUGGGGAUUUGAAUUAUCGAAUUUCCCUCUCUUACCGCUCUGCUAAAGCAUUAGUUGAGAUGCAAAAUUGGAGGGCCUUGUUAGAGAAUGACCAGUUACGGUUAGAGCAGAAACGUGGUCGUGUCUUUGCUGGCUGGAAUGAGGGGAAGAUUUAUUUUCCACCAACUUACAAGUAUUCAACUAACUCAGACAGAUACGCAGGGGAUGAUAUGCACCCAAAGGAGAAACGUCGAACACCUGCUUGGUGUGAUCGAAUAUUGUGGUAUGGUGAAGGUCUCCAACAAUUAUCUUAUGUCCGUGGGGAAUCUAGGUUCUCAGAUCACAGACCAGUUUAUGGGGUAUUUUGGGCUGAGGUUGAGUCAAGCCAGAGCCGGUUGAAGAAAAGCACGAGUUAUUCUAGUUCCAGGAUUGAAGUGGAGGAGCUUCUUCCAUAUUCUCAUGGAUAUACUGAGCUAAACUUUUUCUGAAGGAUGAGAGAACAAUGAUGACCCACACCGGUCCUGCAUUCAAUUGCAGGCGGGAAUCACUUUGAAGAACUAAUCUUGAAGGGUGAUGGAGACUUCUCCUAGCCCACAAAUCGAAAAAGGUGUUAAUUUUGCAAUUUUGGUCAGUUUAACUCUAUACAUCAACAACAAGUUGUACAGUAACAACAGUUGAUUAGCAGUAAGAAACAGUUUCAGCAGUCAGAACACUGCAUUAUUUGGUCACUCAAUUAACAGAUACCUACCCCACUGCCAACUCAAGCAUUUCGUCUUCUGCACAAUUAUUAGGAUAAUCUCAGCCAACCAGAACUAGCCAAGUGGGAAGAUGAAGGAUUUUUUUAUUCAUGAUUCUUUAUGUAUUUAGGAAUUAGAAAUAUAUAUGAUGAGUGAAUGAAAGUGAAAGGGUCAAAAUAAUCAUUUUCUUACAUCCUUUUUGUAUUAAAUGCAAAAGAAGAAGUAAAAGAUUUGAUGGAGGCCUGUUGAG